AUGGAACUGCGGGAUCGCCCGUUUCUCGUGCUAUUUCGGUUUGUGCGGUUUCGCACUUGCUUCGUAGCUGACGGUGACGGUUCAGAUCCCAACCGCUUUAUCGAAGCCACCCAGGCUGUCUAUCUGGUCGGCCAAGUCGUUGCAUACCGAACGUGCAAUCGGCUAUCCUUUGUGACGCCGUCGGGCGUCGCACUCCGACCAACUUCGAACUACAUGUGUGUGGUGGCCGUUCGGCAACCUGAGUCCAAUACUCGCAUCCACGUGCUCCUCCCAGCCCAGGAUGCCCGGGAUUCGCUGAUAUCGCGUCACGAGUACGCCGUUGGUUGGUGCCACGGGGCACGCAGCAGCAGUCACCCCAAUCGCCGCACCGCGCGGUUCCGCUCUCGGUGGGCGGAGUUCAUCAGGCCUUCGGCGAAUGACUCGAACCUGCAGCGCCUACUAUGCGACGCUUUCGUACCCAGAGGAUCUGACACCAGGGUGGACUUCGGUACAGUGGCCAUCCCGUUGGUCACCGAAUUUGGUCGUGUUAUCUCGAUUACGCCUUUGGAGUAUGCGCGGACGUACGUCGGACCGACAAGUUCCACUUCAGGAGUGGAUGCGGAUGCUGACAGUGAUUCGGAAUCGCCCAUUUGA
Phytophthora nicotianae INRA-310 is the source of this 633-nucleotide messenger RNA. RefSeq lists its product as hypothetical. The record is from RefSeq and is a predicted model, not a curated record. The coding region runs from base 1 to 633 and encodes 210 amino acids. The transcript has a single exon. NCBI's taxonomy places the organism in Eukaryota, Oomycota, Peronosporomycetes, Peronosporales, Peronosporaceae.